AAUUCAGUGUCGCUCUAUAGAAAUAGAUCAGGUGUAAAGAAAAUGGUAAAGAGUGCCAUUAAAAAUGAAUUCACAGACAUACUUGUAAUAAAUGAAAAUAGGAAGGAGCCCGAUGGACUGUUGGUUAUACAUUUGCCAAAUGGACCAACAGCUCAUUUCAGAUUGAGUUGUGUGAAAAUCACAACGGAAUUGAGAAAAUCUCACAAGGAUAUUACUGCACAUAGACCAGAAGUUAUUUUGAACAAUUUUAAGACAAGGCUGGGUCUCACCGUUGGCAGAAUGUUGGGAGCUUUGUUCCAUUAUGAUCCAGAAUUUCAAGGCGCCAGAGCUGUCGCCUACCAUAAUCAGAGGGAUAAUAUCUUUUUCAGACAUUAUAGGUACGGUUUCGACGCUGAUGGCAAGAGAGCAAGAUUGAAGGAGCUCGGGCCGAGAUUUACGUUGCGAUUGAAAUCUCUGCAGAAAGGCACCUUUGACAGCAAAUAUGUGCAGUAUGAAUGGAUCAUAGAUGGAAGACGGCAUAAAAUGGAGACAAGUAGAAGGAAGUUCUUUUUGUGAAUUGUUUUUGCUGGCAUAUCUCCAUUUAGGUGGAAUACAUUUUAUGCAUGAAAAUAAAGUUGAUUUGAGUUGAA
This is a messenger RNA of Acanthoscelides obtectus, 629 nucleotides long. NCBI's taxonomy places the organism in Eukaryota, Metazoa, Arthropoda, Insecta, Coleoptera, Chrysomelidae. The record is from the annotation of a GenBank genome assembly.